UGAGAUUUGCGACAUGGAUUUUGUAGAAAGUUUUUCUAGGGGAAUUGGAUCAGUUUUUUUUGUAUGCCAUCACAUGAAAAGAACCACGCCAUCCAUCCGAUCUCGCUUUUCUUUCUGAAAAGGAGCUACUGAGGCCAUGAUUUCCUUACAAUCCUUGUCUCUCAUGCCUACUAACGCCUGACAACUUUCCAAGAGAUUCCUCUCCUUCUCUCUCUUCCUCGAUCCUCGCCAUGUCUUCAAUGGUUUCGUCCUUCCUAGUUCUCCUUGGCUUGGUCACUGUAGAGGUGAGGUUGAAUGAACCAAACAGUAUCCUGACUUAGAUCAGAAUUCUUUCCGUAUGAGCUCAUAGCAGUCUCCUGUUCCUACCAAAAGGUGCUUUCUUUCAACCCAGAGAUUCAUUGCUUGCUUUGCAUGUCCUUUGUCUUCUGAUCUCGUUCGAGGGGUGACGAGGGAGGUGAUGAUGGAAGGCGAUAGCUUCUCGGGGCUUGGCAAUGGAACCCAAGUGGACAGCAAAGUCCUCCAGACCUUCCAGAAGAGCUUUCUUCAGGUCCAGCGUAUCUUGGAUCAGAACAGGCUGUUGAUCAACGAGAUCAAUCAGAACCAUGAGUCGAAGAUCCCCGACAACCUCAGCCGCAACGUCGGCCUGAUCAGAGAGCUCAACAACAACAUCCGGCGCGUCGUCGACCUCUACGCUGACCUGUCACUCUCCUUCACCCGGUCCAUGGAAGCCUCGUCGGAGGGCGACUCCGAGGGGAAGCCCGGCAACAAGAGGAACCGGCCCGGCUAGGAAUGACAUCAGAUUUGCUUGCAUUGUUUUCAUCACUGUGUCACUCAUCUCCUCCCUCAUUUAUGUGAUGCAAAGCUGUUUGUCUGUGCUCCGGAAUAGUCAGUCUAAUCUUCUUUAAUUGCUGUGUCUUCCUUUUCUUUCUGCUCUGAUGUGCAUUUCUCUUGCAAAUAGUGUCAAAGCCUCCGUGUAGCCGAAGA
Molecule: messenger RNA, 984 nt
Organism: Musa acuminata subsp. malaccensis (wild Malaysian banana)
Lineage: Eukaryota; Viridiplantae; Streptophyta; Magnoliopsida; Zingiberales; Musaceae
Source: RefSeq, a predicted model, not a curated record